Coccinella septempunctata (seven-spotted ladybird) is the source of this 3420-nucleotide messenger RNA. RefSeq names its product long-chain-fatty-acid--CoA ligase 4 (gene Acsl). Gene Ontology annotation, molecular function: palmitoyl-CoA ligase activity. Bases 257 to 2491 code for a protein of 744 amino acids. NCBI's taxonomy places the organism in Eukaryota, Metazoa, Arthropoda, Insecta, Coleoptera, Coccinellidae. The record is from RefSeq and is a predicted model, not a curated record. Gene Ontology annotation, biological process: long-chain fatty acid metabolic process; neuron differentiation; long-chain fatty-acyl-CoA metabolic process. Gene Ontology annotation, cellular component: lipid droplet; endoplasmic reticulum; plasma membrane. The transcript has 12 exons.
AGAGGAGACGUUGAUGUUACGAAUACUGUCCAAAAAUACGGUUGCGGGAUAUCGUGGCGUUUACCUUCUAGCUAAAACGUCUACGCCGUCUGAAUUAAUCAACAACUUAAUUCACACACCCGCUAAAAUAACUCAUUCGUUUAAUUGUGCCUGGUCGUCAAAAUUGUUUGAUAAUAAAUUAAUGCAGUAGUGAAGAAGAAUUAAAGGGGAAACAAUCAAGAAGUGUUUGCACAAAUUAUUCCGGUGAACGCUGAAGAUGCUGGCAGAAAACAAGUCGGACAUGGACGGAACAGGCGUAGCGUUGGCUAUCAGUGCCUUGAAGGUGCUUGCUUUCGUUUAUGACGUCCUCACGUACCCUGUGUACUUGAUCCUCCAAAGGCCAUGGAAAGUUAGGGCACUUGCCAGAAAAGUUCAGGCAACGAUUAUUGCAAGUGAAACUGAAUCGUCGAAAAAAGAUGUGCGCAUUGAUAUCAAUGGAUCCCUUAAUUCGGCUAUAGCCAAACAGGCUGUCGCAAUCACAAAAGACACCACCAGCAUCACAUACAGGUCCGUUCAACCUCCUGGAGAAAUCCACACAAGUAUGGUUAGGAACAAUAUCGACACCAUGACUAAGAUGUUGGAAUGGACCACGAAGAACUACCCCAAUAAGAGGUGCUUGGGAACGCGACAGAUCCUCAGUGAAGAAGACGAAUUACAACCGAAUGGGCGGGUUUUCAAAAAGUAUAAUAUGGGUGUUUACAAAUGGAAGACCUUCUACGAAGUGAACACCUUGGCCAGUAAUUUCGGCAAAGGAGUUCGCGAGCUCGGAAACGAACCCUUGAAGAAUGUCGUUAUAUUCGCUGAGACCAGAGAAGAAUGGAUGAUCGCUGCUCAUGGCCUCUUCAAGCAGAACAUCCCCCUAGUCACCAUCUAUGCUACAUUGGGAGACGAAGCAAUCGCCCACGGUAUCAACGAGACGGAAGUCACCACCGUCAUCACCAGUCACGAUCUUAUGCCGAAAUUCAAGAAUAUUCUGUCACAGACGCCCAAAGUGACCACCCUGAUCUAUAUGGAGGAUCAGCUGAGAAAACUGGACCCCACUGGAUACAAGGAGGGUGUUCAGGUUAUUAACUUCCAGGAAGUAAUAGAAAAAGGAUCAAAAUCGUCCAUUGCUGAAAAUCCCCCUACAGCAGAAGAUACGGCCAUCAUCAUGUAUACCAGCGGCUCCACAGGUGUACCAAAAGGUGUAAUUCUCCUUCACAAAAACCUGAUAACUACUCUGAAAGCCUUCUGCGACUCUACUAUUAUUUAUGAGGAUGAUGUUAUGAUUGGAUUCUUGCCAUUAGCUCAUGUAUUUGAGUUGUUAGUGGAGAGUGUAUGUUUGUUGAGUGCAGUGCCGAUCGGCUAUUCUAGUGCUCUAACCAUGAUUGACAGUGGGAGUAAAAUCAAAAAAGGCUGUAAGGGAGAUGCUACUGUGUUGCAUCCAACUUGCAUGACUUCAGUACCUCUCAUCUUGGAUAGGAUCUCCAAAAAUAUUCAAGAAAAAGUUAGUAAAAGUGGUAUCACAAAAAAAGUUCUCUUCAAAUUCGCAUAUGAUUACAAGGAAGCCUGGAAAAGGAGAGGUUAUAGUACGCCCUUGAUCGACAGAAUAAUCUUCGGUCCAGUAAGGGCUUUGUUAGGAGGUAGAAUGAGGCUUGUUCUAACUGGUGGUGCUCCUCUCUCACCAGAAACCCAUGAACAAAUCAAUAACUGUCUGUGUGUGAAAGUAAUUCAAGGUUAUGGAUUGACAGAAACUUGCUCUUCUGCUACGGUCCAAGACUUCUAUGACAUGUCAUUUGGUCGUGUUGGAGCUGCAACUACAGUAUGUGAUAUAAAAUUAGUCAAUUGGGAGGAAGGCAACUACAGGGUUACAGAUAAACCUUAUCCUAGAGGGGAAAUCAUCAUUGGUGGUGACAAUAUCAGUGCAGGAUAUUAUAAGUUGCCAGAUAAAACAGAUGAAGAUUUCUUCGAAGCAGAUGGUAGAAGAUGGUUCAAGACUGGAGACAUUUGUGAGAUACAUGAAGAUGGUGUAGUCAAAAUCAUAGAUCGUAAAAAGGACUUGGUGAAAUUGCAAGCUGGGGAGUACGUUUCACUAGGAAAAGUGGAAGCUCAAUUGAAAACCAGUCCCCUAGUUGAUAAUAUCUGUGUAUAUGGGGAAUCCUCAAAGGAUCAUUGUGUAGCUCUUGUUGUUCCUAAUCAACAGCAGCUGAUUGAUUUGGCUGCUAAGAAGGGUUACACGAAAUCAUUCGAUGAACUUUGCAAAACUCCAGAAAUAGAGAAAAUUGUCCUUCAAGAAUUGGCUGAUCAUGGAAAGAAAAAUAAAUUGGAAAAAUUCGAAAUUCCCGCUGCUGUAAAGCUUGUGACUGAGGUAUGGUCCCCUGAUAUGGGUCUGGUCACAGCAGCAUUCAAGUUGAAGAGAAAAGAUAUCCAAGAAAGAUAUAAAAGCGAAAUUAAUAGAAUGUAUGCUUCCUGAAAGCGGAACCAAUAAAUGUGAUAUUUUACAUAAGUUGUUUGAUGAAGAUUGAUAUCCUUCGAGUACUGAAAAGAUGCAAUGAGCUCAAUUACGAAGAAUGAUGGUAAACAGUAAAAAAAUGCUCUAUCUUUCCUCUAUUAUGUGGAUAUUGUGUAUUAUUUUUAAGCUAGUACUCGUUCAUGUAUAUAUUCUAGAUAUCUAUUGUACAUAUUUAAAUGAAAUUUUUUCAUAGUAGGAUUUGUCUACUAUGUUUUUUCCAGUUUUGGUUUCAAUUGAAACCUCUAUCGACAUUUGAUUAAAUUGUUUUGAAAUAUUUUUUCCAAGCUAAAAUAUAUGUUCUCUCAUUUUACAUUUAAGUGAGAACACAGUAGAUUAUUACCUGUCAAAAGGAUCAUUAUUAAAUGUUCCAAAUUUUAGGACAGCAUUAAUUGGUUUACAAUUCCAAAAAUAUAUUGUAUAGAAUUCACAUAAAAAGUGAAUUAAUUUGUGAAAUUCAUUCAGCAAAUGUAGAUCUAUAUAAAAAUCGUUGAAAUGAAAUAAAUUCAAUAAAUCCUAUGUAUCCCAAUAAUUUGCCUGGAUGUAUAUUUAUGUCUGUCAUAAUCUUGCUCUUCUAGUUGAUGAAUUUCAUUUUAUUUCUUAAGAACAAGAACAAUAAUAUUUGCCAAAUUUAGUUUUUGAUUCAAAAGUUAGGUUACUCUCGAAGGCAGUAAGAGUGGUGCUUUAAAAUAAGAUAAUUUUUAUCGAUAUACUUCGGAAUGGGUUGUAAGGAGCUUAAAGUUUACAUCACAAUUUUGUAAAAAUAGCAAGACUAGAUAUAUCACUUUUUUUAUCAGCUAAUGAAACAAUUCAAUAAUUUAUUAAAUGAGUGGAUGUAUUUAAUUCAAUAGUGUAAAUAGAGCAAUUAAAAAAAUAAAUUUACAUGAUUUUUA